This is a messenger RNA of Diatraea saccharalis (sugarcane borer), 1519 nucleotides long. NCBI's taxonomy places the organism in Eukaryota, Metazoa, Arthropoda, Insecta, Lepidoptera, Crambidae. The record is from the annotation of a GenBank genome assembly.
AGAACCUAUUUAUCAGUAUAGCAUUGUGUUGAGGACCGGAUCCUGGACCGACCUCAUUCUACAAUUGUCUAUUUCAUAUUUUUUGAUGUGUAUUUUAUUUAUUUCAAUGAUACCCGAGCUUUGAAGACACCCUGUUUUGUGGGCGUUAGACGCAUUUGAAGAUAUCUUAGUAUUAUAAUUUCACACCAGUAAUACCCACUCCAUCCUUGUCGCUUCCGUCAUUAUCUUAUUAUAAAUGCAAAUUUGUUCAAAUGUAGUAUAUUAUUUACUUUAUUGUAUAUUUCUUAUUUCAGUUUACGAUAUUAAUGCGAUGAUCUUAAUGUCAAGUUUGGUAUUCAUCGACCUAGAAGAGUGUGUGGAAAGAUUAGAAAAACUCACUUAUACGGAAAAAGUUCCACCUCCUGAAAAACCAAAAAAAAAGAACCCGUAUUAUGAACCGAAAGUCCUUUACGGGGAGUAUUUGCAGAAAAUGCAUGUGCCUGUGUAUAGUACACAUUCGGCCCCCAAGAAGAAACAAAUAAAAAGCAAACCCAUUGGAUAUAAAUUUAAACUACGAAGCGAUGAUUUGGAGAAACGGUUGGAAAGAAAUAAAAAAGCUAAGCAAGCUGAAAGGGUUUGUACUUAUAAAUUCUGGGAACCUCCCAGCACUUUACGAAAUACGGAUCCAAAAAUGGUUGCUUAUGUAAAUAAACUUAAAAUGUUCAAGAAAAAAGCAAAACCUAAACAUAAGAGUCUUUUUAACAACGUACAAUACCUUGUAACGGGGGUAUCUUUUACUGGCGGAACUCCACGCUAUAUUUUAGCAAAUGUUUCCAUUCUGCCUACUGGUUAUAUUCCAAUAAACGGGGGUGUAGUUAAUCGCAACGGGGCUGCCAUAACGGUUAUUAACGGCUAUUGGAAGUUUCCAAAAGAAGUGGUUGAUAAAUGUGACGAGUCAUGCGACUGUCUUACAAAGUGGGAAAAUACAGUGAUGGAUUAUUUAAAAAGUUCAAAAUGCAAAUGUGGUCACCUCUACGAUUUCUAUAAUGAAGGAAAAGCUAAAGAGAAAUGUUUCCAUCAACCAACGAGACACGGAAAAUUAUGGUUCGAUCAGGCGAAGAUUUAUCAGAUGGAUCCGUGGGAAGAUUUUAUCAAGGAUACUAUCAGGGACGCAAUGAUGUCUGGUGAACCUUCGCCUGAACCAUCGGAGUCUACCAUAUCUCCUAUUGGUAUGAAAGAAAAGGACUUAUUAGCGGCCCUCUUAGCAGACUUGUCAGAUACGCCUCUUCUCAUCCCACAUUUACCUAAAGCAAACUUGUUGAAUAAUCUUCAGGAGUGGGUUAGAAAAAGGGUAAAGGGUAAAAUUUUACCGAAACAACAUAAACAGUUAAUUUUGCAGUCACAAAGACGGUGGUUAGAUUUAAAACAUAUGGACUUCAAAGCACCAACAUAUAAAAUUCCAUUUACGUUGAAAGAACUUGAACAUUUUAAUUGGUCUCAUCGAUACAUGGUUCAGACUUUGACAUCUAGAGAGCUAUAG